AUGAAUAUUGAUUCAGUGAAUGAUAUACCGGAUACAGUUUACAAACAAUUCGAUUGUUUAGAUGUUCUACGUUUAGCAACAGUUCGUGCAGCUGAGUUAGCAGCAUUUGAGUCAAGUGUUGAUGUUCUUACAGCUUCUGCACUGACAGGACUUCAACGUCUUCCAAUUCGUUUACGUAGACGUGCUGCAAGUCAUCGGAUUAAUAGACUACCUCGGCGGUUUCAUAAACAUCAUCAUUUAUUGAAAGGGAAUAAUAAUAAUAAUGAUAAUAAAAAUAAUAGUAAUAAUGAUAAUAAUGUGAAGAAUAAGAAUGGAUCUCAUUCUGAGUUUAAACAAAAGCUAAAAUCUCGACGUUAUCGUCGAAGAAAAUUACGCCUUAUAGCUUUACAUGCACGUCUAACAACAACAACAGCAGCAGUGGCGACAACAAGUACACAUCAAAGUUCUGCUGGUGUCGUGCAAAAAUCCAAAUCCCUCUGGUUACCAACACAUAUAUGGCAUGCUAAACGGUUUCAUAUGAUUACAAAAUGGGGUUGGCGUUUACCAUGGGCACCAACAAAUAAAAUUUUUAAAUUAUGCCAUAAAGCAUCGCAUAAUGGUUGUCUACUUUUUGAUCAGAGUUAUCUGCAUUGUUUUCAAGUCUACGGACCUGAAUUGUUGCUUGCCAAUUGUCUCAAUGGUAUAUUUCAGGCAGAUUGUCAAAUUGAUUCAUUGUCCCCUGAACUGACUGAAUUGAAGACACCUGCAUGGUCAUGUGAACAGACAGGAAUUUUAUUUACAGCAACUAGUCAAAAUGUAAAGGAUAUUUCUCGUCCUAUCCUUGGACCUGUUCGUAUAUUAUGGGGUUCAAGAAAUUCGCCAAAAGAGAAUUUCCGUCAUAUCUGGUUAUGGCUUCAUCCGUCUAUCUCAGUGACAGCUUGGCAGUUACUUCAAGCAUGUAUUAAAGCAGUGAAUUCAACAUCUGAUGAUAGACAAAACAGUCUAAAGUUGAAUGAUUUAACCGGCUACUUUUGUCGACUUCAUACAACUGGAAGACAAUCGCACGGUUUGAUUAGUGAUAUUUUCAAGCAAGUAGUAAAGGAUGACAGUGAUGUGAAUCCCACGGACACAACGGAUAAUUGGAAACUUUGGAAUCAUCUUUCUACAAAUAUACGAGAAGCUGCCUGUGUACCACCUGGUCUGGUAGUCAUGUUAUCGAAUUGUGAAAGUUUUCGGUUGAAUAGACCACGUUUGAAGAUUCGUAACAAGAAUUGGUGUACAGUCCCAAUCAAACUAAGUGACAAUAAUUCUCAAGCAAAGCCUAUAUCUGACACUACAACGAAAGAAUCUGAUUUUAUAUUACCCUCUGGAAAACAACUAUCCUGGUCAGAUAUUCAAGAGUCUUAUCCAAGUAUUAAUCAUUGUUCAUCACCGGAUCAAUUACUUUCUACAAUAUUGAAUUCAGCUUCAAAUGAAAAUAAACUGGAUGUGCUCUUAAUCCAGAAUAGUACACCUUUACUGACACGUUCAUCACCUGAAAGUAUUGGCUGGGAUAUUAUUCUACGACGUAAUUUUCUACAAUUGAUGAAUAAUACUGACGAAGACAGUCUACUUCGUGGUUCUUUAGCAGCACGUGAUUUCCUUGUAGCUUGUGUUUAUCGUGGUGCUGAAGUUGGUGGUCUACGUGAUUUAUAUCAUUGGGCUGGACUGGGAACACGUGCUGGUGGACAUUUCUACUCUUUCCCGGAUAGUUUAUGGCCUGAUACGAUAGCUGGUCAACAGUCUGCUCAAAUGGUGACUGAAGAGAAAUUGACUCAUUUUAAUCGUCUUCCGCAGAAUAUCCGGCCCGAUUACACAAAAAUGGGUAUAUCUCAUCCAUUCACCUAUCCUUGGUCUGAAUUGAUUAUGCAAUAUCCGUCAGGAAUAGUAAAACCUACAGAUAUGACUGCUUCUACGCCUACGCCUAAUGUUCUUUCGAAUGGGCUGACGUCAACAACAACAAGUACUGCUAACACUGACGAAGCUGGUAAAAUCGCCGUUGAUAAAAAUAACUGGUUUGUUCUACGUGAACCAGCUUUAUUACGUUUAGUUGUGCACAGAAUGAUAACUGGUGACAAUCGGGCUAAAUUGUCUAUACAACAGUUGUACAACUACAAUCCAUCACUUUUAAACGCACUAAUUCUAGUUUAUUUGAAAUCUGAACAACGUGGUGUUCCGCAGUCCUAUGCACGUAUUUAUGCAUUUUAUGAUAGUUCGAGGGAGAAAUGCAUUCAUCAGAUCCAAUCAAAUAGCUGUCGUGACGGCGAUGAUGAUGAUAAGAAAUCGAAUCAGCAACAACAACAAAUGCCGCCUCGUUAUCUCCUUGGUUAUGUACAAGAUGGUGGGUAUGGUCAGUCGAUUGGUCGUGGAAUUGGUUUAGGCUUUAUCAGUUUAAGUGCUUUAUCGAAUGCAUUAACUCAAACUGACUACAACAAUACUACUACUGGUAAUAAUAAUAAUAAGAUAAUAAAAUAUUGUAUUCAAAAUUCGACAUCAGCGCAAUAUUAUAAUGUUAAACUGUCGGUAGUUGUUUGAUGAACAACAGAGCGCGGAACAAAGAAGGAGGAAGAUGAGGAAUAUGUACACUUUUGAAACAGUUAUAUCAAUGUCUGUACAUAUUGUAUUAUAUAUAUAUAUAUAUAUAUAU
Trichobilharzia szidati is the source of this 2665-nucleotide messenger RNA. The record is from the annotation of a GenBank genome assembly. NCBI's taxonomy places the organism in Eukaryota, Metazoa, Platyhelminthes, Trematoda, Strigeidida, Schistosomatidae.